AUGCCAAUCACCAAUGGUAGCGGCUCCGGAACGACUGAACCGCAUGAGGCGAUUGACAGGCCGCUUGAGCCAUGUAGAGAGUCAGAGAAGACCUCCCGAGCCAACGAUGUCCCUGAAACAACCGAGCAUGUCACUGGAAUCCAGCUCAUCCUCAUAUUAGCUUCCAUGACACUUACUCAAUUUGUGAUGAUGCUCGAUAUGUCUGUAAUCGCUACGGCUAUUCCUCAAAUCACGAAUCACUUCAAUUCUCUUCUUGAUGUCGGAUGGUAUGGAAGUGCGUAUCAACUUGCAUGCGCAUCUUUGCAGCCCUUGACAGGAAAGAUCUAUACAUAUUUCAAUAUCAAGUGGGCUUUCCUUAUAUUCCUCUUUACCUUCGAGCUUGGAUCUCUCCUGUGCGCAGUGGCGAUAUCCUCCAAGAUGUUGAUAAUAGCACGAGCCGUUUCAGGCUUGGGAGCCUCGGGUUUGCUGAAUGGCGGGUUGACCAUCUUCGGGGCAUGUCUGCCAAAAGAACGACAGCCAGCAAUGUUUGGUAUGCUGUUGGCAGUCGGACAACUUGGCCAGGCUUGCGGCCCCCUGAUCGGAGGUGCAUUGACUCAAUAUGUCACAUGGCGGUUAUGCUUCUACAUUAAUCUUCCAAUCGGCGCCAUGGUUGCUGGCAUUCUGAUUUUCAUGCCCAUUACGAAAUCAAAACGACGAACACGGUCGAGGACGAUAAUUGUAUCAUUGGACCUUGUUGGAUUCGCCAUCUUCGCGCCAGCCUCGAUUCAAUUCUUCCUAGCCCUUCAAUACGGAGGCGCACAAUAUGCUUGGGACAGUGCCACCGUCAUCGGCCUUUUCUGCGGAAGUGGCGUGACCUUUGUUAUCUUCCUCCUCUGGGAGUAUCAUAAAGGGGAAGAUGCUAUGAUUCCACUUCCAAUGCUGCGCCGUCGCAUUGUAUGGUCUACGUCCGCGACCAUGCUGUUUGUCACAGGCAUCUUGAUUUGUGGUGCUUACUAUCUUCCCAUCUAUUUCCAGGCGAUCAAAAAUACUUCCCCUGUCAUGAGCGGCGUGUACGUCUUGCCAAAUAUUUGUUCCCAAAUUAUGAUGUCCAUGGUAGCUGGAAUUCUAGUUCCAAAGGUCGGUUACUAUCUACCUUGGAUGUUAGCUGGCACUUCACUCAGCGCAAUCGGUUACGGCCUCCUCUCGAUGCUCACUCCCACGUAUCUGACGGGCGCACGGGUCGGAUACCAAAUCAUAGCGGGCGCUGGUUGCGGAUGUGCAGCCCCAAUGCUUUACAUAACUCUCCAGGCUCUCGUUUCACAGGCCGAAGCCCCAGUCGCCAUGGCAAUUCUCAUCUUCUGCCAAAAUUUCGGGGCAGCCACGUUCCUGACGAUCGCCCAGACAGUCUUCACCAACAGCCUCAGAGACAAGAUUCCGCAAUACGCCCCCGGUGCCAAUGUCGAUGCCGUUCUCGCAAGCGGCGCCACAGCAUUCAGGCACGUCAUCUCACAGGACAAGGUAGCCGGCGUCGUCAAGGCCUACAGCGUCAGCAUUGAUCAUGUCUUCUACCUCGUGUGUGGAGCGUCGCUCGGAGCAUUUUGCUUCAGUUGGGGAAUGGGAUGGAAGGAUCUUAGGCAGAAGCAGGCUCCACGGGAACAAGAAGCAUAGGAUAUCCAGGCUUGACAAGAAAUGCUCCUUGGUGGAUCGACUUGACUGUGUCCGAAAAGAUGCGAUGAAUUAUAUAAGAUCAAGCGUACUGUACUCUAGACCAAUCCCCUCAGCUUUAUUGAUUGAU
Messenger RNA from Exophiala xenobiotica, 1774 nucleotides. RefSeq lists its product as uncharacterized. The record is from RefSeq and is a predicted model, not a curated record. Gene Ontology annotation, molecular function: transmembrane transporter activity. NCBI's taxonomy places the organism in Eukaryota, Fungi, Ascomycota, Eurotiomycetes, Chaetothyriales, Herpotrichiellaceae. Gene Ontology annotation, biological process: transmembrane transport. Bases 1 to 1647 code for a protein of 548 amino acids. The transcript has 9 exons.